GCACUUCGGCGCGGCCCCAGUUCCCGGCGGCCCUCGCGGCAGGUUCCGGGCGUCAGGACAGUUCGUGAUGGCCAGGCCUGGUUCCGCCGCUGUGUCUGGGGCAGGGACCCCGGUGGCGGGGCCCACGGGCCGCGACCUCUUCGCCGAAGGGCUCCUGGAAUUCCUGCGACCGGCUGUGCAGCAGCUUGACUCUCACGUCCACGCCGUCAGAGAGAGCCAGGUGGAGCUCCGGGAACAAAUUGACAACCUAGCUACAGAAUUGUGCCGUAUUAAUGAGGAUCAGAAGGUGGCCCUGGAUCUCGACCCCUAUGUUAAAAAGCUACUUAAUGCCCGGCGGCGAGUUGUCCUGGUCAACAACAUUCUACAAAAUGCUCAGGAACGGCUGAGGCGGCUAAACCACAGUGUUGCCAAGGAAACAGCCCGCAGGAGGGCAAUGCUGGAUUCAGGAGUUUACCCCUCUGGUUCUCCAAGUAAAUGACAGGACAGAUGAGUUCAUGGCCUCAGGAUAGCACAAGUACUGUUCCCACCUGCCUUGCUUCAACAGACAUGCAAAGCUUCCAGGAGACAAUCCCUAUAGACCUUGGGACGUUAAAGGCAGCCCUAUGGUUUGUUUGAAGCACUUAGUCUUACCCAUUUAUGUAUGGGCCCAAAGAAAAAGGGCCCUGUGUGCAGCUGGACUGAGGUACCCAAAAAGGACUUAAUUGCAGCUCUUGCUUCCUUCCAUGAAUAAGCUGAGACCUCCACAUUUUUUUUACAAGCUACGCAUUAGAAGACUACCUUCUUCAAGCCUUGUUAACCACAGUGGGGCUUCCUUUGUUAUGUGCCUGGGCAGCACGCCCUCUACCUCUGACUUCUCAUUUUCCUUUGUUUACACUGAGGAUUUGGAGAGGGCAGGCAAAGUCAAGGUGAAUGACCUGUCCAGGCUUUUUUUCUUAUUGCACUGGCUUGAAUAUAGUAAAUAGCAGUGUUGCUAGAACCAUUUAAUUCAAUAAAUGCUUCAACAGUG
Molecule: messenger RNA, 1006 nt
Organism: Microcebus murinus (gray mouse lemur)
Lineage: Eukaryota; Metazoa; Chordata; Mammalia; Primates; Cheirogaleidae
Gene: SNAPIN
Product: SNAP associated protein
Biological process (GO): regulation of synaptic vesicle exocytosis; synaptic vesicle exocytosis; lysosome localization
Cellular component (GO): BORC complex; BLOC-1 complex; synaptic vesicle
Molecular function (GO): SNARE binding
Source: RefSeq, a predicted model, not a curated record